AUGCUCUCUCUGUUCGUGGACCAUAGCCCUGCCAAUCCAAACGAUCCGGAAAAGCAGGACAGGGCAGGACAACCCAAUGAGCAGGUCGACGCUGACUCCAAUGGAGAGGAUCUUGACGAGCAUGAUUCAGGAGGAAUCUCCGAAGAAGAGAGCCCGGAGGAGCAUGCACAAGACGAGGACGGUUUUGAACCCACCCAUCGUGUUUCCACAUCCACAUCCUUGGCGAGUAGCUUCCAGCGAUACUCUCUUCCUCCCUGGCUUGUCAAAAUCAAGGAUAUCCUUUUCGGUAGUCACCCCCAUGAUGACGUUUUCAUUCCUAAUUAUCGGACUUUGCCCAUCGUCUCUGGCAGCCUCAUACCUUUUUCCAUCUUGCUCGAGAUCCCUGGCUUGACCGAGCACUGGUAUGUGCGCACCGAGAACAAUCAGAUUGUCGAGAUCAAGCUAAACUCCGCAUUAUUGGACGUGGCGAUGAGUCUAUCCAUGGCGUGUGCGUUGAUCGCCAACGCGGCUCUGGUCGUUCGCUUCUUGGAGCGGAGAGUAAAGGCGAUGACCAUCAUGUCUGCGGUGUUUCUGACUAUUCAUGACCUGAUCAACGUGGUCACCGUUCUCGUGUUCGGUAUUGAGCAUCGUGCUAAUGACGGUUUCACGUACGGCCAGGCCUACUGGCUAACAGUCUGCUCGACCAUCGUAUCAACGAUCACUAACGUCACUCUUCUGUGGGAUUUCUUCACUACCCCGAAUUUCUCGAGGAGCGGUAGCGGUCUCACUCGAAAGCAACGCUCACUCAUCCUUAUCACAAUCAUCUUCCUUUCUUAUGUGGCUCUCGGUGCUCUUCUUACCUCACUCCUAAUGGACCUCUCCUUCAUCAACGGACUAUUCUUCACCAUUGUCACAACGCUCACAGUCGGGUUUGGGGAUAUCGUCCCAAUCACAGCUGUACAACGUGCCGUCGUGUGCGUCUAUGCCUCUUUCGGGAUUGUCAUCCUCGGCGCAGCAAUCCGUCUCAUCAGCGAAGCGGUCAUAGAAGGGUUAGAAAUUGGCUACCGUCGUAGGGUGCGGCAAUAUAAAAAGCAAAAGCGUCAAAAGCGCAAGGAAGCAGAGCAGGCGAGGAAAUGGCAGCUUGCUAUUGAGAAGAGGCUUAAAGAGCGGAACUUGGACAUAUGGGUGCGGGAUCCGCCGCCUUUGGGACCGGAGGUCGGGAACACACCAUCGAGACUUUCCAUGCCGUCCUUGGACACUCGCUCAUUCCACUUUCCUGUCACAGGCGGGGCGCAUUUGAAUACGGAGGGACUUUUUGCCACAGAGCUGGAGGCAGCAGCUGCCGAAGCUGAUGUCCCACUCGACAAAUUUGUCCAUCAGCGAAUUGCGAGACCAUUGGGCAGGAUACGUGGUGCUACGCACGAUUCUGGGCUCGCCCCUCGUAACCCCAGUCCUGGUAGCGGGUCUGCGCACAGUGCUGCUCCCCUUGAUAUUUCUUCUCAAACUAACGUUGCAGAAGCAUCGAGCAAGACCCGUACCAGAAUGUCUCACUGGUGGACCUUGAAGAAGGUAGAAAAGAUGAAGAAUAAUAUUGAGGACGUUGACUCCCCGAAGGCUUUUGAUGCCGUCAAGAUGUUGGAAAAAGAGGAAAAGAGGAGUCUGUAUACGAAGCUUGCAUUAGCCUGGACUGUAUUUUUGAUAUUCUGGACAGUUGGUUCCGCGAUCUUCUCGCUGACGGAGAAUUGGACAUACGGUUCUGCGAUGUAUUUUUGCUUCAUAGCUUUCACGACCAUUGGAUACGGCGACUUCGCGCCUGUGACUCCAGCAGGCCGUGCUAUCUUUAUUUUUUGGGCAUUAUUGGGUGUGGGUGCCAUGACGGUCCUAAUUGCUGUCAUUUCCGACGCCUUUUCCUCCAAAUACAGGAGCGUGAUGCAUGACAGGUCUUUUGAUAAAGCCAUUCGACGUUAUCGUCAGAAGAACCGAAAGUCGAGCAGAGACAAUCGUCCCCCACCCGUGCCAGCCCCGGCUUCAGAAUCUCAGACUCUCGGUCGAGCUAUCCAAGCGAACAUAGGGAGUUUGGCGGCACCACCUUCUACUCCACCUACCACAUCCACUCCCCGCUCUCAAGUCACGACUUUACGAGAAGCAGAACAACGUCUAUUGGACCGGUUCGAGGCGUUCCCAGAACUAAUAUUUGAACAAGUAAAGAUGCUCCGAGAGCACAUGAAGUAUUUUCUCGUGACCAAUGGACAUGCGACGUCAGAGGGGAUGGGGGCACUGCUUGAUCCUCAGGGCAUCGCCAAUCUGAAGGAUCAAGAAGUCCCCGACGAUAUGAAGAAGCUCUUGAAUGAGAUUGCGCAGCAGGAAGGAAUGAGUGAGAGGCUGAAGGGCGAAGUAUGGCAGGACGCGACAGCGCGCAACACCUUGUUCUUGUUGAGCAUAGAGAAAGGAGUUCGCAAGAUGAUUGAUGCAGCAGAGACUGCUUUGGUUAUGAUGGAACAACGAGACCGCCUCAUCUCCGCUACUCAUGAGCGCCCCCCAAAUUCCACCCUUCCUUAGCCUAGAAGAGCUCUAGCAGGAGGUCUGAUGUCUUAUUCCAGGUUUGUUGAGGAUAAUUAUUUAUUUGGAAGACGCCCCCUUUCUUUCCUCGUGUCUACAUUCUUUUUACCAAGGACAUUGGGAUAUAGUGCAGAUGGUAUAGGUUGUGUCCGGAGGGGGGGCUAUUUGUAUCUUAUUCGCCCUGAC
This is a messenger RNA of Heterobasidion irregulare TC 32-1, 2724 nucleotides long. RefSeq names its product voltage-gated K+ channel. Gene Ontology annotation, molecular function: potassium ion leak channel activity. Gene Ontology annotation, cellular component: membrane. The record is from RefSeq and is a predicted model, not a curated record. The transcript is spliced from 8 exons. The coding region runs from base 1 to 2538 and encodes 845 amino acids. Gene Ontology annotation, biological process: potassium ion transmembrane transport; stabilization of membrane potential. NCBI's taxonomy places the organism in Eukaryota, Fungi, Basidiomycota, Agaricomycetes, Russulales, Bondarzewiaceae.